UUGACUUGGUCGCUCCACAGAGGCCUUGCCUGGCACACUACCGACGAAACAUUACAUGAAGGCUUCCAACGGUUUGGGAAAGUGGAAGAGGCUGUUGUUGUCAAGGACCGCGAUACGAACCGAAGUCGCGGGUUUGGGUUUGUUCGCUUUUCAACCAAGGCGGAAGCGGAUGAAGCGCUCCAGAGGAUGAACAACACCGAAUUCGAUGGCCGCCUGAUUCGAGUAGACCAUGCCCAGGACAACAGACAAGGUGGCGCUGGUAGAGGCGGUGGCUUUGGUGGAAGAGGUGGAUACACAAUGCCCAUGACCACGUCAGGCGGCUAUCAGCAGCCUGGAAGUCAAGCACGCAACCCUGGCGCGACAGGUACUGGCCGUGGCGCGGCGUAUGCCGCUCAGUACGGACAGUACAAUGUGCAAUACCCACAACCGGGUGGGCCACAGGGCGGAGGAAGCCAGCCGCAAGGGGGCAGCAAUCCAUACGGCCAGCAGGGACCGUAUCGACAAUAG
Molecule: messenger RNA, 507 nt
Organism: Cladophialophora yegresii CBS 114405
Lineage: Eukaryota; Fungi; Ascomycota; Eurotiomycetes; Chaetothyriales; Herpotrichiellaceae
Exons: 3
Coding region: 187-507 (106 amino acids)
Molecular function (GO): nucleic acid binding
Source: RefSeq, a predicted model, not a curated record